AUGGUUUACGACAUUUCCCCUUACGCUGGCAAGAUCCUCUUCGAGGAACGAUCCAGCACAUUUCGUCUCUACGGGCGAAACAGUCUGUAUGCAUUCAGAGCGGAUGAGGGUGGAAAUCUUGAGCACCUGUACUGGGGGAAAUCCAUUCCCCCACAGGAUGACCUGAGAUACCUCUCGUUCUCGAAUGUGCAACUCAGUUUCGACCCCGGUCCUUUGACAUACUUUGAAGACAUCACUGCCAUUCAGGAUCUCGUUUCUGAGCAGCUGGACCAUGAAAAUCUGCUCCGCGAGUGGGACAAUGCGAGGAAACAGAACGUAGCUACCUGCAUGUUUGGAGAGGCAGCCAGACGAGAAAAUGCUGCGUGGAGGUUGAUGAAGAUGCAAGAGCUCAAAACCAGCAGGGCUGAGGGGGAAGAAGAGUUGCGCGAGAUCGACGAUUCGGAUGGUGAGCCCAACAUCCAAGAGGUCCCAGCUCCCAAUUAUCCUAUCAAGAGCCCUCACUUGGGCCCGAUGGCCUCGUUCACCAGCCCUCACCUUGGUCCUCUCCACCCAAGCUUGGCAAAGGCUGGAGCCUUCGGCGAGGGCUUCCUCCCUCUGAAUGCCUACCCUCCCGCUGAGGAGUUUGGGCUGGGCCCUCAAGCCACUGAGGAUAUGAUUCCUCCGGUUGGGCGCAACACCAAACUGCUCGAAUUCGCAGAUUUGGGUACUGGUGACUAUCGUCCCCCGAGCUUUUGUGUUGUCUACGAAGACGGCAGUACAAUCUGUCCUCUCACCUACAAGGGGCAUGAGAUUCACAGAGGGAAGCUGCCCAUGAAGUUCGCGAAGGGAAAACUGCCGGAGCUGCGAGGAGGAGAAGAAGACUGCAACAGUCUUGUGGUGCAGAUGGAAGACAGAUUGACAGGUCUUGAGUUCGAUCUGGUCUACACAGUGUACAAAGACCUCGACGCAAUCACGAGGAGAGUCAUUGUUCACAAUCCCAAAGAGAAGAAGAGCAAUGGCAACAGCAACAAGCCGCGUACUCCGACGAGACUGGACAAGCUUAUGAGUGCCACGGUAGACUUCCACACGAUGAGUGGGCUGAAUCUCAUCACACUGAGUGGUAGCUGGGCCAAUGAGAGACACCAGAGAGUUCAGUCACUUGUUCAAGGAAGGUUUGUCUCGGAAAGUCUUCGUGGUACGAGCAGUCAUCAACACAAUCCUUUCUGUGCCAUUACCACCACCCCCGAAGAGCUCUUCGAAACCCACGGCGAUGUCUGGGCGUUCUCUCUCGUCUACUCCGGCAACUUCAUCAUGGAGGCUGAGGUCACCGAGACUGGCCGAACUCGAAUCAAUGCUGGUAUCAACCCCAGCACAUUCAAAUGGCACCUUCCUCCCGGAGACUCGUUUGAAUCGCCUGAGUGUGUUCUUGUUUACAGCGAUUCUGGACUGGAAGGCAUGAGUCACACAUUCCAUGCCUUGUACAAAAAAUAUCAGAUUCCGCAAAGGUGGGCCAACACCGUCCCGCCAAUCCUUUUAAAUACUUGGGAAGCCAUGUACUUCGACGUGAACCAUUCCAAGGUCCUGGAGCUAGCAAAGGUUGCUGCAACCUGUGGUGUUGAGAUGAUAGUUCUUGAUGAUGGAUGGUUUGGGGAAAGAGAGGAUGCUACUUCGUCUCUGGGAGACUGGGAUGAAGAUCGUAGAAAGUUUCCAGACGGUCUGUCUGCUCUUGUUCAAGACAUCAACGCCCUGGGGUUGAAGUUUGGUAUCUGGGUAGAGCCAGAGAUGGUGAACGUCAAGAGCAAGUUAUAUCGCAAGUAUCCAACCUGGUGCUUGAAUCAGCAUGGAAGGAACAGUCGAUGUGAGGGCCGAAAUCAGCUUGUUCUUGACUUCACGAGAGAAGAAGUUUGUCAGUACGUCAUAUCCAAACUCAACGCUCUCCUAUCUGCUUCGAACAUUGAGUACUUGAAGUGGGAUAUGAAUAGGCACCUUACCGAAGUUUAUGGCAACGCUAUCAUGCCAGAGAAACAAGGUGAAGUAUUCCAUCGCUACAUGGUCGGUGUCUAUAAGGUCCUCGCAUUCUUGAACGACAAGUUCCCUCAUGUCAGAAUCGAGACGUGCUCUGGAGGAGGAGGUCGGUUCGAUGCUGGCAUGCUUCACUACUGCCCACAGAUCUGGGCUAGCGACAACACGGACGUGUUUAGCCGCAUGGCAAUCCAGCAUGGAACCAGUUUGGCUUAUCCGAUCUCCUCCAUUGGCUCACACAUUACAGCUGUACCCAAUCAUCAGACCCAGCGGCUCUCGACCCUCAAGACCAGGUUUCUCGUCGCUCUCUUUGGAACCUUCGGACUCGAGCUUGACCUGAGGCGCCUGAGCCCCGUUGACCUCAACGAGCUCUCACAGUACACAGCCAAGUACAAGGAGCUCGCCCCUACCGUCCUCCACGGCAAGUUCUACAGACUUUGGGCCCCGUCCAGGCUGAGCGACCGUCAUGCUUAUGCGUGGAUGUGUACGUGCGAGAACGAGCAAGAGGACAUUGCUGCUGUUGUCGCCGUCUUCCUCACCAAGACUGAGCCGGGACGUUACCUUCCUCGACUUCGCUUGAGGGGACUGGACCUGGCCAGCAACUAUGUGGUGGAGGAGAUCUUCCCUAACACUUCCAUGAGGAACCGCAACACUGGUCAGCUCGAGAUGACGGGCGGCAUGCCGCAAUGGCAGCUUGGAAAGCAGUCGAUCGUGAUGUCAGGAGCAGCGCUCAUGAACGUCGGGGUUCCCGUUCGUCUCUCCUACGACGGAGACAGCAGCGCUUUUGUGCUCCACCGCCACAGGAACCCAGUCCCAGCUUCCAACUGA
Messenger RNA from Guillardia theta CCMP2712, 2829 nucleotides. RefSeq lists its product as hypothetical. Gene Ontology annotation, molecular function: alpha-galactosidase activity. Gene Ontology annotation, biological process: carbohydrate catabolic process. The record is from RefSeq and is a predicted model, not a curated record. NCBI's taxonomy places the organism in Eukaryota, Cryptophyceae, Pyrenomonadales, Geminigeraceae. The transcript has 4 exons. The coding region runs from base 1 to 2829 and encodes 942 amino acids.